Molecule: messenger RNA, 3260 nt
Organism: Erinaceus europaeus (western European hedgehog)
Lineage: Eukaryota; Metazoa; Chordata; Mammalia; Eulipotyphla; Erinaceidae
Gene: SENP2
Product: SUMO specific peptidase 2
Exons: 18
Coding region: 136-2028 (630 amino acids)
Biological process (GO): protein desumoylation
Cellular component (GO): nucleus
Molecular function (GO): deSUMOylase activity
Source: RefSeq, a predicted model, not a curated record
GCCCUGGGAUCGCGUCACAAGUCGGCGACUGAGCCCUGGUGGUGGUGGCCAAGGCGGCGAAGGCAGCAGCGGCGGCGACAGCUCUGGGGUUUGCGUCUCGGGGUGUGUCGGCCGCCGCUGCUGCUUGAGCCUGGUAUGUACAAAUGGCUGGUUAGGAUUCUCGGCACCAUUUUCCGUUUGUGCGAUCGGCCGGUGCCCCCUGCCCGGGCCCCCCUGAAGAGGCGGCGCUCGAACAGCACUCUGUUUUCUACAGUGGAUACUGAUGAAAUACCAGCCAAAAGACCAAGACUAGAUUGCUUUAUUCACCACGUGAAAAACACACUCUACAAUGCUGCCAGUUUAUUUGGAUUCCCAUUCCAGCUGACCACAAAGCCUAUGGUGACUUCCGCUUGUAAUGGAACUUGCAAUGCGACCCCUUCAGGAGAGGUAUUUUCAAACUCUUCAUCUUGUGAACUGACAGGUUCUGAAUCCUGGAACAAUAUGCUGAAACUAGGUAAUAAAUCUCCUAAUGGAAUAAGUGACUAUCCAAAGAUCAGAGUGACUGUAACCCGAGAUCAGCCUCGCAGAGUUCUGCCUUCCUUUGGAGAGAGAGGGAGACAGAGAGAUGAGAGAUACAUAGCACGGCUCCACUCUGCAUGGAGCUCCCCUGAUAACAUCCAUGGUUCUCUCAUGUGGCGAAAUGGCUUGAAGUCAGGUCCAUGUGCAUGUUUUACUAUGAACUCAGAAGGUUAUACUAGAAGACCGGGUGGCCGUCGCCAUAGCAGAGGCAAUCCAGAGAGUUCCUUAAUGUGGAGACCUCAGGAACAGAUUGUAACAGAGGCUUCUGAAGAGAGUGGCAAGGGGCUGAGGCGUCCCCACUGUACUGUGGAAGAGGGUGUUCAAAAUGAGGAAAGAGAAAAGUACCGAAGGUUACUGGAGCGACUUAAGGAAGGUGGUGGCCAUGGAAGCUCUGUUCCUCCUGGAACUUCAACUCAUCACAGUUCUCAAAGAAGUCAUAUGGACACAUUAAAGACCAAAGGCUGGGGGGACGAGCAAAGUCACGGAGUCAAAACAACUCAGUUUGUUCCAAAACAAUAUAGAGUUGUUGAAACAAGAGGACCUCUUUGUUCAGUGAGAAGUGAAAAGAGGUGUCCAAAGGGAAAAUUUUCUGAUCCAGAGAAGAUAGUGGGAAUCAGACUUGAAAGUGAAGGUAGAAGGGGACACCAGCUAGAACCUGACUUAUCUGAAGAAGUGUCAGCUCGACUCCGCUUGGGCAGUGGAAGCAAUGGCUUACUCAGAAGGAAAUCAUCCAUACCUGAGACAAGAGAGAAAAACUGCUUAGCUAAAGAGAGGGAUAAAAGGACGGAUGACCUUCAUGAACUUACAGAGGACAUGGAAAAGGAAAUUAGUAAUGCCCUAGGCCAUGGCCCACAGGAUGAAAUCUUAAGUAGUGCUUUCAAACUGCGAAUCACUCGAGGAGAUAUCCAGACCUUGAAGAACUAUCACUGGCUCAACGAUGAAGUCAUUAAUUUUUACAUGAAUCUUCUAAUGGAAAGAAAUAAAAAACAAGGCUAUCCGACACUUCAUGCAUUCAGCACUUUCUUCUAUCCUAAAUUAAAGUCUGGGGGUUAUCAAGCAGUGAAAAGAUGGACCAAAGGAGUUAAUCUCUUUGAACAAGAACUUAUUCUAGUGCCUAUUCAUCGUAAGGUCCAUUGGAGCCUGGUGGUGAUAGACCUAAGGAAAAAGUGUCUGAAGUACCUGGAUUCUAUGGGGCAAAAGGGGCACCGGAUCUGUGAGAUUCUUCUUCAGUAUUUACAGGAUGAAAGUAAGACCAAAAGAAAUAUUGAUCUGAAUCUCCUGGAGUGGACCCAUUAUAGCAUGAAGCCACAAGAAAUUCCUCAACAGUUGAAUGGGAGUGACUGUGGAAUGUUUACUUGUAAAUAUGCAGAUUAUAUCUCUAGAGACAGACCUAUCACAUUCACUCAGAACCAGAUGCCUCUCUUCCGGAAGAAGAUGGUAUGGGAAAUCCUUCAUCAGCAAUUGCUGUGAAAAUGCCCUGCUGUUCCCUUUAGCUGCUGGUGGUUCGUUCAUGGACAGAUGUCUCCAUAUACCUCAUGCACCGUGGGUUGAAAAGUCCCUUUGUCACUUCUGUUCUCUCACAGGCACUGAGUUGGCAAGUGUGUGACGGCCCCUCACUGUACUUGACGUGCGGGAGGGGAACUUGUAACCCUGGUGUAAGACUGUGCCUGCUCAGAGCCUUGGACAAUUCAACCCACACAGAACAAACACUAAUUAAUACUUUUUUUUUUUUAAAGUUUUUUUUUUCCCUAUGAAUGUGGGAAAUGCAAGAUUUUAUUAUAUGAUUUUUUUUUUUCUGUGUGUUUGUUCAUGUGUAUUCAUUCACUCACUCAUUUCAGAUAUGAGCGGCGGUCAUGUCCUACUGCUCUUUUACAGUUAACUCUAAAUUACUUAUUUGAAUUAUUUAUUUCUAAAAAGAAUGUUAAUCAAGCUGCCACUCCCUGCUGAAGAUCAGGAGGGUAAUCAGUUGGGGGAAGAAGGAAGUGUUCACUUCUUUAAUGCUGGAGCAGUAACUGCCAACUUGAAGCUGGAGGUCUUACUUUCCUUGAUGCUUGAGAAUGCUGGGAAAGCACUGGUGUGGGGAUCUCAGUGCUCUAUAGAGGAAGUCUGACAGCGUCGGCAUGGGGUGGACCUCUAGCCAAGGAACUCCGCCUAUCCAAGAGGUCAGUCUUCAGGAGACUGUCAUGGUCAUUCUAAACUAGACUUCCUAACUUCCUGGAAAUGAGGUGACUUAGCUACUCUUGAAACUGGAUUUGACAUAACUGUAAAACCUGUAUCAUCAUAUACAUCCCAGAUCUGGUUGAAUUUAAAAUGCAGACUUGUGAGGGCUGGCCUGAACUAUGUAUUUCAGAAGAUACUAUUCAAUUUAAAGCUAUUUUUUCUCAAAGGUUUUUUUUUUUAUAUAUAUAAAGCUGAAAUUAAGUUUUAUACUCAUUAGGAUGUCCAUUCACCUCUCUCCUCCCACCCCCACCCUACUUGCCCCACUGGGAUUUGUGGAAGAAAGUUUACCACUUGGCUCUGCGAUUGCCAGUUAUACAAUAGUCUAUUUUGCAUAUGAAAGUUUGUAUUUUUUUGUUCAUUAAAAACUUUACAGAUGUUACAAAAUUUUAAUUUCAGAAGAUUGAGAGUUGGUCAGAACAUAUUUUGCAAGAUCUAGUGCCUAGUGUUGCUUUUCCAAUGUAAUAAAAGGUUGUCUGGCAGAA